This is a messenger RNA of Hibiscus syriacus, 796 nucleotides long. RefSeq lists its product as uncharacterized. The transcript has 3 exons. The coding region runs from base 10 to 699 and encodes 229 amino acids. Gene Ontology annotation, biological process: protein histidyl modification to diphthamide; tRNA wobble uridine modification. Lineage: Eukaryota; Viridiplantae; Streptophyta; Magnoliopsida; Malvales; Malvaceae. Gene Ontology annotation, cellular component: nucleus; cytosol. The record is from RefSeq and is a predicted model, not a curated record. Gene Ontology annotation, molecular function: metal ion binding.
GUGCCCAUCAUGAAGAUCACAAUGGGGGCGAUGAUGGUGAUGAUGAUUGGUGCGGUGGCAGGUGAUUCUAACGGCGUUUACAGCCCAUGUGAGGAUGCCAAAGUGCAGAAAUCCGAUGGAUUUACGAUCGGUCUUGCGUUUUCAAAGAAGGAAUCCUUCUCGUUUCAAAAUGUUCAGCUUUCUCCUUGUGAUAGUCGUCUUGGUUUAGCCAAAAAGGGUGCCAAAUUAGCUGUUUUCAGGCCGAAGGUCGAUGAGAUUUCUCUUCUUACCAUCAACGGCAACACCACAGUAAGUUCUUUCCUUGAAGCUGGUGGAUACAUGGUAGCAUUUGCAGGAAGGAAAUAUGCAGCCAGAUCAUUGCCAAUAAUGGUUGCCGAUGCCAAUUACACCAUAACCCGUUUCACUCUGGUUAUGGAAUUCAAACAAGGUACUCUACAGAAUCUAUACUGGAAAAGUUCGGGCUGUGAUUCAUGUUCAGGGAAAUCAGCUACAUGCCUGAACAAACAAGAUUGUGCCAGACCGACCCCAAAAUGUGGGCAAAACGGGUGCAGUUUGGGCAUACAGUCGGCAUUUUCAGGGACAGACAAGAACCUUGAAGUCCUCAAUUCAUGGUAUGAAGUCAGUAAACUCCGACAACAAUCGCUCAUUGAUCUCUACUCGGAUCUGCGCGACAAGUUUUUCUACGAGAUGACUCUAUAACUGGUUUAUGUUUGGACUGGCGAGCUAACCAGGCCGAGUUGAUAGCGACUCAAAAUUAUGGCUUUGCUUUACGUCGUAAACUGAUAUGGGAUUUGGC